Molecule: messenger RNA, 163 nt
Organism: Loa loa (African eye worm)
Lineage: Eukaryota; Metazoa; Nematoda; Chromadorea; Rhabditida; Onchocercidae
Exons: 1
Source: RefSeq, a predicted model, not a curated record
AUGGGACUAGUAAGUACAUUACUGAUUACACUGAUGCUUAUUUGGAUCGCUCACUUCAUCAUUAAAAAGUUAAGAACAAUAUUAAAGCAAAUUAGCGCAGUGCAGGGACCACCAACUUUGCCACUUAUAGGCAAUCUACAUCAAUUUCAUUUCAAACCAGAUG